AUGAUGGAGAAAGUUUAUUCUAUCUGGAAGCAUACAUUUUGGCCUGGAGACAGUGAUGACUUUCACUACAAAAUCACCUCGAGAAGCCAAAAAGUCACAUCGUUCUGGAAUCCCAAAACACCCACACAGUUAAGGCCACUGACCGCGGUGCUGCAUGGCCCUUCAGGCAUCGGGAAGACCACACUGGCCAAGAAGUGGAUGCUCGAGUGGAGACAGGACAAGCUCCCCAAGACACUCAAGUUUGCCUUCUAUCUCAGAUGCAAGGAGAUGAACCGCCAGGGGACCUGCACAUUUGCAGAGCUGCUAUCUAAGACCAGGCUGGAUGUACAGGAGGCCAAGAUCCCAGACCAAGGCCAGAACAUCCUGGUUGUCAUCGAUGGCUUCGAUGAGCUGAGGGUCCCCUCGGGGUCACUCAUUCAUGACAUCUGUGGUGACUGGAAGAAGCAGAAGCCAGUGCCUAUCCUGCUGGCCAGUCUGCUAAAGAGGAAACUGCUUCCCAAGGCCACAUUGCUGGUCACCACACGCCCGGGUGUCCUGAGGGAGCUCCGGCUCCUGGCUGAGCAGCCUGUCCUCAUAGAGGUAGAGGGGCUCUCAGAGCUGGGCAGGAGGGACUACUUCCUGAAGCACUUUGAGCAAGAGGACCAAGCCCUGCGAGCUUUCGAGGCCAUGAGGAGCAACCCGGCUUUGUUCCACAUGGGCUGCAUGCCCCCUGUGUGCUGGGUCACCUGCAUGUGCCUGAGCCGGCAGAUGGAGCAAGGACAAGACCCUGCCACCACCUGCCAGACCACCACCUCACUCUUCCUGCAUUUCCUGUGUGGCCAGUUCACGCCAGUCCCUGCCGAGUGCCCCCGAGGGCCCCUGGCAGCUGCACUGAGGGCAGUGUGUCUCCUGGCUGCUGGGGGCCUCUGGGCGCAGAUGUCCACGCUGGAUGGAGAAGAUUUCAGGAGUCUGGGGCUCCAGGAGUCUGACCUCCAGCCUUUCCUGGACAAGAACAUCCUCCAGGAGGACAUAGACUGUAAGGGCUGCUACGCGUUCAUCCACCUCAGUGUCCAGCAGCUUCUGGCUGCUGUGUUCUACAUUCUGGACAGCGAGGAGCAGAAAGAUGAGGCCAGCUGCAGGCUGGACAUCGGGGACCUGCACAUGCUGCUCUCGAAGGAAGAAAGACUGAAGAACCCCAACCUGGCGCAUGUGAGAUACUUCUUAUUCGGCCUCUCCAAUGAGCAGAGAGCCAGGGAGCUGGAGACGACCUUCGGUUGCCCAGUGCGGCCUGGGAUCAAGCAGGAGCUACUGACGUCAUUGUCUGAAGGGACUGAUCCCUUCUCCUCAACCACGGAUGUGAAGGAGGUGCUGUACUGUCUCUACGAAUCUCAGGAGGAGAUGCUUGUGAAGGAGGCCACGGCCCACACCAGGGAAAUGUGCCUGCAUUUGCAAAACAAAGUGGACCUUGUGCACUCAGCGUUCUGUCUCCAGCACUGUCAGAACUUGGAGACGAUUUCACUGCAAGUGGAGAAGGGGAUAUUCCUGGAGGAUGAGGAAGCCUCAGACUCACACAUGUGGAAGCACGACCACCAUGCUCUUCAUCUCUGGACAGAUCUCUGCUCCGUGUUCAGUUCCAAUGAGAACCUGAGCUCUCUGGAUGUGAGUCAAAGUGUCCUGAGUCCGUCCUCUGUGAGGAUUCUUUGUGAGCAGAUAACCCGCACCACCUGUCAUCUCCAGAAGGUCGUGAUUAAGAACGUCUCCCCUGUGGAUGCAUAUGGGGACUUCUGUCUGGCUUUCAUUGGUAAGAAGACCCUGACCCACUUGACCCUGGAAGGCGGUGUCCACAGCAAUACGAUGCUGCUCCUGCUGUUGUGUGAGGCCCUGAAGCACAGGACUUGCAACCUGCGGUAUCUCAGGUUGGGGUCUUGUCGUGACAUCCUUCCACAGUGGGAUGAGUUCUCCUUGGCCCUCAGAAUCAACCAGUCCCUGCAGUUUCUGGACCUUACCGCCAGUGAGCUCUGGGAUGAGGGUGUCAAGCUGCUGUGUGUGACGCUGAGAUACCCAAAGUGUUUCCUGCAGAGGUUGUCGUUGGAAAAGUGUCACCUGACAGGAGCCUGCUGCAAGGAGCUCUCAUCUGCUUUGAUUGUCAACCAGAGGCUGACACACCUGUGCUUGGCCAAGAACGACCUUGGGGAUGGCGGAGUGCAGCUGCUGUGUGAGGGCUUGAGUUACCCUGACUGUCAACUACAGACUCUGGUGUUGUAUCAGUGCAACAUAACCAGACGUGGCUGCAAACACAUCGCGAGACUUCUCCAAGGAGACUCCUGUUUGACACACUUGGACCUGGGUCUCAAUCCCAUAGCUAUGGGAUUGCAGUUUCUCUGUGAGGCUUUGAAGAAGCCAGAUUGCAACCUAAAAUGCCUGGGGCUCUGUGGCUGUUCUAUCUCAUCUUUCUGUUGCCAGGAUCUUGCCUCUGCUCUUGCCAGCAACCAGAAGCUGGAGGCUCUGGACCUGGGCCAGAACAUGUUGGGGCAGGGUGGAAUAACAGUGCUCUUGGAAGCUUUGAAACAAAGUCCCAGUCCAUUGAUGACCCUCAGGCUGAAGAUGGAUGAAUCCAGCGGGGUAAUCCAGAAGCUGCUGCAGGAACUAAAAGACAGUAACCCCAAGCUGACAAUCAAUAGUCAGAAUGCCAGGGUGACCAGAUCCUCCUAUGAUGACUUCCUUUUCUGGACACCCUGAGAUAAUGCUCCAGUAAAUUGCUGGUCUCUCUGACAUCUCACUGAUGAAGACCAAACAGUCACAGGUUAAUCACUGGGUCAAAAUAGAGAAUU
Messenger RNA from Phyllostomus hastatus (greater spear-nosed bat), 2810 nucleotides. Its product is annotated as NACHT, LRR and PYD domains-containing protein 2-like. NCBI's taxonomy places the organism in Eukaryota, Metazoa, Chordata, Mammalia, Chiroptera, Phyllostomidae. Gene Ontology annotation, biological process: regulation of inflammatory response. The transcript has 7 exons. Gene Ontology annotation, cellular component: cytoplasm. The record is from RefSeq and is a predicted model, not a curated record. The coding region runs from base 1 to 2718 and encodes 905 amino acids. Gene Ontology annotation, molecular function: protein binding.